AUGAGCUUUACACCGUCUACAAAUCCCAAAGCCUCUUCGUCUCCUCUCCAUUCUAGCGAAUCUCUGCGUUCAGACGGUCUAGUCAUGGAGGUGGUCUCGGCGGCCCCCUCCAUGGACUUGAGCUUGGACAGCGCGACCUCCACCCCAUACAUCACUGCUCCUUCGAGCCCUCAAGCCUUCUGCAACUUCUUCAAUCCAUGCACAGCUCGUCCUCUGACGACAGCUUGGCGGAGUCGCUCCGAUUUCGAUCUCCGUGUUUGCGAGGAAUUCCACGAGAUCUCCCUCGUCUCGGACGAGGACGAAGUCGAGCGCUCUUGGAAUGACGACCCGCGGUUCUCCAUAGCCUUUGCAUGGGAGAACGCCCUGCCGACCGUGAUCCACACGAAGAGAGAGGAUGGUCGUGCCGUCAAUGACGACGGUGGCGAAGACUUCGUGUUCGAUCUCGGCGGGUGUUCCUGCGAGAGCUCUGCCGCGUCUGCCGACGAGAUCUUCCAUGGUGGCAAAAUCAGACCCUUGAAAUCGUCACCUCCUCAGUCAUCGGCUGAGUCACGAGAUGAUGAUACUGCCGGAGGCAAGCCACUCGAACCUGGCCAGAUCAGUCGAGUAGAAGAGUUUGGUACGCCGUGUUAUCCAGAGAAAGGGAGAGAGCGCGGUCGAGAGAGAAACGUGCGACCAUCGUCAUCUUCUUCCUCGUCUCCCAGUUUCGGUCGUAAGGGGACGAGAUCUCUCUCGCCCCUGAGAAUAUCCGACAUUUUGCUCGAGCGAGACGAUGAGGACGAGGAGAACUCAGUACUGAACAUCCACAAGAAUCUGCUGCCGCUGUCGUCCUCGUCGCCUUCUGGUUCUUUUUCUUCUUCCUCCACCUACUUUUCAUCUCUGAUAUCCUUCUCGAAGGGCGAUCGGAGAAAAUGGAGUUUCAAAGACCUGUUAUUGUUCCGAAGCGCAUCAGAGGGCCGGGGCACGAGCAAGGACCCGUUCAGGAAGUACUCGCCUGGUUUUAAGCCGGGAGGGAUCGCGGAUCGUCCAGGGUCGGGUUCGAGUCAGAGAGCUACUGAGUCGACUCACGAGUCGCAUUACAGGAUGAAGAGAACAGCUUCGGAGGAGAUGAAGAGGAGGACCGCACUGCCCUACAAGCAUGGCCUGCUCGGAUGCUGGGUUAACGGUGGCGGCGGCGGCAGCCGCCACGAGAUUGCGAGAGGUUUGGGGUCUUGA
Rhodamnia argentea is the source of this 1212-nucleotide messenger RNA. RefSeq lists its product as uncharacterized. The transcript has a single exon. Bases 1 to 1212 code for a protein of 403 amino acids. The record is from RefSeq and is a predicted model, not a curated record. Lineage: Eukaryota; Viridiplantae; Streptophyta; Magnoliopsida; Myrtales; Myrtaceae.